Messenger RNA from Chara braunii, 3264 nucleotides. Lineage: Eukaryota; Viridiplantae; Streptophyta; Charophyceae; Charales; Characeae. The record is from the annotation of a GenBank genome assembly.
CUAGGGCAGUUAUGAACAACCGGCCAUUUUUUUCGCAAUUUUUUUUUUUUCCAUGUGCAAGCUAGGUAAAGAAAUGGCGGCUGAGGAAGGGAUCGAUGACCAGCAGAGCAGAGGGAAUCAGGGCACGAAUGGGGAUGGGGAACGAAAUGAGGGAUCAGCCAGGGAUCAAGAGUCAGCCAAAUUGGAAGGAACUCGAGGAGACGGAAAGGACGCCUCAGUUGGAGAAAGCUCGUGGAAAGCUGGGGGUAGCAAAAGGGGACCUCAGGAAAACAGGGAAGGGGGAAACGAUAUGAGAACAAGCCCUCGGAACUCAGCAGGAGCCACCCCUAAAAAGACAAAAGUCUCAGAUGCCAGUCGUAAAUUAGCAGAAAUAGAAAAGCAGACUGCAGAAUUUAAGGCAAGGCUUAUCGAGCAGAUGAUGGCCGAGGAUGAGGAGGACCCCCAGGGCGCAGGGUCACGUGAGGGACGCAGGACCGGUCUGGAUGAGGCCAGGUAUGAGGGGAAGGAUAAUAGCCACAAAGGAACGCCUAGCAAGAAGGGGAAGGACAAGAACGACCCCCCGGCGGAGGAGACGGAAAACAGCGGCACUAGCCGAUUGCCUGCCGCACCGAAAGUAACAGGGGAGUGCGACGGACUCUGGAGCCUUAGGGAAAGGGUGUUAGGAUGGUUUGAUACAGAAGGAACACCGAAAACCAGGGAAAAGCAGAGGGAAAGCAAGGAAGGGGAAGCGACCAGUGCGGCUGGAGAAGCGGGUAGCUCCGAAGGUGGUCUCAAGAGGAUAGUCACCACCCUCACCCGGGCACUAAACAAGAACCAGGGGUAUCUCGCAGAUGCAAAAAAGAAACUCGCGUUCGAUGGGGCCAACAUUACGGAGUUUCUAAUAGACUAUGAGAACCUAGCAGCCUUACUGAAAUGGACGGAAGAGGAAAAGAUGGAGCACCUAGGGCAGCACGUGUCGCUAAGCUUGGGAACGAACAUUAUGGCCAUCGUCGCGUCCGGUGGAUCCUGGAAAGAAACCAGGAACGAGAUGAUGAGGAAAUACCUGAAGGCAGAGAAAAUGGCAACAAAGGCUGAAUUAGCAGCAGUCCAGAGGGAAAACUAUGCGACUUACAACGAUUUCCUAAGGGCGUUUACGUUAGUGGCUCUGCGAAUUCCCGGGGUAAUGGACCGCAUAAUGAGUAAAUACUUCCUUAGGCAGUUCUCCGAGUUUGACAAGUAUAAGAUUUUGUCGGCCUACCAGCAGACCAGUAAGUUUGAAUACACAAGGGAUGUGGAUUUCAGUACGGUAACAGAUCUUGCAGAAAAGACAGUGGUAACUGAGACCUUGGCCCUGCUUAAGGAAGGGGAGGUCAUAGACCUGAUCGGGAAGACGGGAGACAAGGUCAAGAAGGGGAUAGAGAGCGCAAGUAUCACGACCCACCCUCCCGCCCUAAGAACCGUGGUUCCGGCAGCUGUAGCAAACCGGGGAUUUGGCGGAAGGGACCCCGCCAACGAACAAUUCAAGUAUUGCACCAUGAUCGGGCAUUUCGUAUGGGCCUGUCCGAGACUCAAUCACGAUAUUGAGCGGCAGAGGUGCAGCAGGUCCCUCAAAGCCGAGAUCCUCGGACCGGGGGGGGAGCGUGUAAAUUGGAACUCGCCAGGAGGGAUGCGGCGAGUCGUCAUCCUCCUGAAUAACCUAGAGAUAGCCGCCGUAGAAGCAGAGCUGAUAGCCAAGAUUGUCUGGGACCAGCCUACGGGAUGGGGACCACAGGCCAAUUUUAUCUUAGAAGGCAAUGGCCAGGAUAGGGUGAAUAUCACCACUCGCCGGGCCGGUGCAAAAAAGAAGCUUAUUCAAGAUACGGUAAUGGAAGAACUCGCAGGGACUAGCACGGGCCAGCAAGAGACCGAAGUCGGGGAACAAGAGAAGGUCUAUUGGAAGCCAAGGGAGGACGAACCAGUAGACAAGCCUACGGCGGCAAAAAAGAAGUUCAGGUAUCAAAUUUCGAUCCUGACUUCACUAGAAAUCGAUGGCACCUUGAAGGUAGAGGAGGCCCCGGAAUUGCAAGACCAGGACACGAAAGAGGCCGAGGCGCCGCAAGGGGUCUCCAACCUCCAAAGCAUUCCAGGGGGUCUGGGAGAUUUGGAGAAAGCCUUUGCGGACAUCCGCCUAAGCCUAUCGGAUCGUGAAGGUGGCGAAGUCAUGAGGGCGCCACCCGAGACAAAGCUUAGCUUUCAUGCAUUAGCAUUUGGGAAACUUAAAGUUCAAAUCGGAACUCACCACAGUGACGCGUUAGUGGACGGUGGAGCAAAAAUCACCCUCAUACGACGAGAUUUCGCAACGGUCACGGGGUGCACGGUAAACAAGGAAGUAGCAGGGAGUAUCCGGGGAGCCGGUGGCGAAAUUCCUUUCGCAGGGUAUGUCACCAAAUGUCCAGUCAGGGCGAGAAUCCGGGAAUCCAUCUGGUCCUUUCAGCGGAUGACCGUGAUGACCAGGCAGGGAGUUGAGCAAACGACAAAAAUGAAAUUUGGGAAUGAAAAUGACAGCAAUGCAAUUAACAGGCCGGAAGAGGGACAGUCGUCAAGACAAGCUGGAGAGUCAAGCUCCAGGAAAAGGAAGUUGUAUGUGGGGUUCGAUCACAACCUAGUUGUGAACAGGGGGGGCAGAAAGCAAGGACCCAGGGGGCCAUCGCCGCUAAGGGAAGGAGAGCCAAUAGAAUUGCCAUCAGACAGUAUCCCUAGUAGCAAGGAAGAGGGAAACCCGGAAAAAAGGCAAAGGCUGGAGGAGGGGAACCCAGAAGAGGGACAACGGUCGGGAGAGGACAAGCCCGUGGAGUUUAUCGACCUCACCAGCGACGAGUAGGAAGAUGAGGUAACAACGCCGACAAGGGAAGAACAGGGAAGAGGGGAGCAGACAUGUGAGAAAAAGGACAUAUGGAUAGAAGAGUUCGGAACUGAGUUCAACGAUUGGUUUGAUCAAUGGGGCACUAUCUUGCGAUAUCAGUGGAUUAUGAAGGCAAGGGAAAAGUUGGGCAGGGGACUAUCCCCAACAACCUUCUUCACAAAACAGACACUCCUCCAGUUCCAAGAAAUAAAGAGGCAAAUGGAGUAGGAAAUGGAGGAUCGCGCAAGGAGGGAGGCUCAACGCAGGCCACCUGGACGAUAGAGGCUCAACAGCCGUAAUGAGGAAUAGCUAGGAGUCGGGAGGGUUUGGUCCUUGGGCAGUCGGAGCUGUCAUUUUGGACUUCGCACUUGAACUCCUUUUGUGAAUGAAUUUUCUAAGCUCGA